Funneliformis geosporum is the source of this 614-nucleotide messenger RNA. The record is from the annotation of a GenBank genome assembly. Lineage: Eukaryota; Fungi; Glomeromycota; Glomeromycetes; Glomerales; Glomeraceae.
AAACUAACAAAUUAGACGAUGAAGAAUUGGCUUGUUUAUUUAAGUAUCUCACCAAAGAUACAACUAAUUUGGCUAAUAUAGAGAAAUGUCUUGUGUCAUGCCUAAACAAUAAUACCAGUCUUUUAUACCUAAGGGAGUUAUCAAAGGAGUCUAGUUCUGGGGCUGGUGACAAUGUAUUUAUUAACAACCAUGAUCCUUCCGCUCAAGGAUCAAGUGAAGUUGAUGUAACCCAACCAUUUUGUAAGAAUGUUGUGAGUGAAAUCAAUGAAAUCUUAAAUGGGAUGCGAUUAAGUAAUUUACUUGUAUUGGGAGACGGUGGUGGUCAAGUGAGAGAUAAUUUUUUCCCUGAUAUCAUAAUUGGCCGUUCCGAUUUCUACAGAGAAUUGACAGAAAACCCACCUGAUUUAUUAAAGGGUUUAGGUUGGGAAGUCAAGAAUGAUUUAAGUAAUAGUUCAAAAGUAACUGAAGGGAAAGGUCAACUAAUAAAAUAUGCCAGGGCAUACCUUACAGCGAAUCCAUCCCUAACAAACGUUUUCUAUAGAUGUUUAAUGGAUGGAAAGCUUUGGUUAUUUGUGAAAAUCCAAUUUGUAUUAGAUAAUCCUAAUAACCCAAUA